Molecule: messenger RNA, 8587 nt
Organism: Trichobilharzia regenti
Lineage: Eukaryota; Metazoa; Platyhelminthes; Trematoda; Strigeidida; Schistosomatidae
Source: the annotation of a GenBank genome assembly
UGUUCACAAAACUCCCCGUUAGUGGAAAAUAUCAUCGAAUGACAUUUUUUCAAAAGAAUACUAAUUGGUUAGUGGUCAAAAUGGAUACAUUUGUAAUCUGUUACUGUGUAAAUGGCACCCUGUGUUGUUUAAAUGAAUUGGGUUUGGUGCCUCUAGCUCUCAACCUUACUUAUUUAGCUUUUGUUGCUUCAUUUUGACUAUUCUAUUUUUUUUGGGAUAUAUUGAUGGUUUAAGAAGGUUCACUGGCACCCAUGAGUGAAGAUCAACCUGAACAAUCUGUUAAAGGUCAAUUUAGGGUUGAAGAUGGUGAACUUGUAUUAUCUGACAGUGAAAAUCAGGAUGAAAAGCCUGGUGGUAGCCCAGGAAUAUCAAAUUCUCGUAAAAGCCGACGCAAACAAACGUUUGAAAGACGCAAUAUCAAGAAAGUUAAAGAGGAUGGUCUUAGCGAAGAAGCCAAAGCAGCUCAAAAGGCUGAAAUGGAACGAAGACAGCGACUUGUUAAUAAGGAGAAAGGAGACCAAGUCCGUUUCUCCAAUAUCGAUUUUCUACUAAAUGACUCAUCAACAUCUCCUGGUCUUCUGAAGUGUUCCGAUGGUAAUUUUGAAUCAGAACUUCAAGAAACUGGUCCCCUUUGUAAGAAAGAAAGAAAAUAUGAAUCUGAUGCGGAAGAAUGCAAUUCCUUAGAUAAUGGUUCAACUAUUGAUAGUCAACAAAGUUCAGUUGAAAUAGCCGAAAAAGACUCAAAACAUGCUCCUUUAGUAGAUGCUCUCACUAACGGGGGGAAGCAAUCACCUUUUAACAAUUCAUGUUCUGGUGCUGAAUCAGAGCAAAAACGUGCCGUCAGAUCGGCUUCUGCUUCACUUUUUGGUUCUACAUGGAGUGAUUUACAAUCUCUGCGUAUGGGUCAGUCACAGGAUGAUGCAAUUCUGCUAGGUGAUUCUGAUGAUGAACAGCUCGGUGAUUCUAAUGUCAUUGAAGUCAGCGAUGGGGAAGAAGAGGAAGGACAAGGAGAAGAAGAAGAAGAAGAACCAGAAGUGGAAGUUGAAGAAGAAAUCUGUGAAAUACAAGACGCCGAUAAUUUGGCUGACAUUGAUGGCAAGAUUAUUAUUAAUACAUCACGUGAUCAAGAGGAAGAACCAGAAAUUGUAUUAUGCCCUCAAAUGGCCAGAGUGAUUAAACCACAUCAGGUUAGCGGUAUACGCUUUUUAUACGACAAUGUAGUUGAAAGUGUGAAACGAUUUCAAACAACCGAAGGAUUCGGUUGUAUCUUAGCGCAUAGUAUGGGUUUGGGUAAAACUAUUCAAAUUAUCGGAUUUCUUGACAUAUUAUUUCGUUUUUGUCAAGCUCAAAGAGUACUCGUCAUCGUACCGAUCAAUACGAUACAGAAUUGGCAAGCCGAGUUUGAAUUAUGGUUACCAACUGAUUUGUCAAGUAUUGCAACAAAUAAAAAAUUCAAAGCUUUUCAUCACUUUGCAAUGCCAAAAUCAACUAAUUAUUAUCAAGAAGAAUCAAAGCCACCGAUGCAAUCGCCUACUGAUCAUCAGGUAGAUGCAUCGAACUAUGGUGAAUCAAAUUCUGCUCCCCCUCCUCCUCCUCUUGCUACUAGUCCUAAGACAACAGAGGCCAGUUUAGAAGAACAAAUGUGGUCUUCUAUGUUUGAAUCACAGGAUAAAAGUGAAGAAUCACACCAGGAGGAUAUGCUGCAACAAGAAGGUGGUGAUUUUGGCGAGUCAACUGAUCCUAACUUUUCUCUGCUUAGUAGUAGUACUCUACGACCUUUCAAAUUGUUCGUCGUUCGAGAUACAGUGAAAACAAUGAGUCAACGACAUCAGAUUAUUCAACAAUGGUUUGAAGAAGGCGGUGUCCUACUGUUAGGCUAUGAAAUGUUUCGUUUACUUUUAAAUCAAAAACGUCUGAAUCCACCUUCAUUAUACACAACUACAAGAGUUGAUGUACGAAUGCCUAAACGCCGAAAAAAAGAAAUUUGUAUUGAUAUUGAAAAGGAGGAGAAACGUGAAAAAAUGUGGGCAGAUUUUCAUACAGCCCUUCUGGAUCCCGGUCCUCAGCUUGUUAUCUGUGAUGAAGGUCAUCGAAUUAAAAACAGUGAAGCGUCUAUAUCAAAGGCUUUAAAAGCGAUUAAAACACAUCGACGUGUAGUACUCACUGGGUAUCCACUUCAAAAUAAUCUUAUGGAAUAUUGGUGUAUGGUUGAUUUUGUUCGACCUAACUAUCUGGGCACAAAACAAGAAUUUACAAAUAUGUUUCAACGACCUAUUGAAAAUGGUCAGUGUAUUGAUAGUACACCAGAAGAUCGUAAAGUGAUGCAAGGCCGGGCACAUGUUCUGCAUGAUCUACUGUCAGGUUUUGUACAACGACGUUCACAUGCUGUUCUCAAGGCUAGUCUACCGCCAAAAACAGAAAUUGUUCUGUUGAUUAAAUUAUCCCCGUUACAAAGGACACUGUAUGCAGCAUUUAUGCGUAGUCUAGGCUCAAGUGGUCCACUCGGUUGGGCUCAAGUGAAUACAUUGAAGACGUAUGCAAUGUGCUGUAAAAUAUGGAAUCAUCCUGAUAUUUUACGUCGUGCAAUGGAAGAGCAUAAAGAAGCAAUGGAUUUCGAUAUAGAUGAUUCUGCAGCAGCAGCAGCGGCGGCAAAUAAUAAUAAUAACAACAACAACAGUACUAAUACUAGUAAUCCAAACUCAAUGUCUUCCAUUGGCGGCGGUCGACCAUAUCACCGGUCGAAUAGUACAGCGUCAAUAAUAACCAAUCAGAAUGAGCCACAACAAUCUUGGAUUGGUGGAGAUUCGAAUUCAAUGUCAUCUGAACAAACGCUUAGUAGUAGUAGUCAUAUGUCAACUUCAGCAAAUAACUCGGUGUAUUCCGUGCCUGAGUCUCCUAUGUCAAUGGCGACAGCGUAUAUGCCCCAGAAUCCUCAUUUUUCUGUGCCUACAACUGUUGGCACACAACCAAAUCCUGGACAGAUGAUGAACACAACGACAGCAACAACACCAACUACUACUCCGAACCUGGGAUAUUUUUAUAAUCAAAUCACUUCAUCCCAUCAAGCCACUGUUGGAACAUACGAUUGGGCUAGUGAUCAAGAAUUAUGGGGUGAAAAUUUUCAAUCAGGUAAUGUAGAACACAGUGGCAAGGUUCUCCUCUUCUUAGAUAUCCUAAAAGGCAGUGUACUAGCCGGUGAUAAAUUAUUAGUUUUCACACAAAGUUUAUACACACUGGAUUUAUUAGAACGUAUAUUACGUCAUCUGCCGCUGCCAAUUGCUGGUAAAUCAGACAGGAGUGAGAAUGAAUCAUCUACUGCUUCUUCGUCGUCAAUGAAACCGGAAGAUACCAAUAAAUCUGGACUAUCUGAUGAAUUUACUGCUUUCUACAAUCAUGAAAAUUCAAGCGAUGAUCAUCAUAAUCAAUGUUCAGGGGAUUUAGACCGACAACCACAGCAGACGACGAAAAUGGAGGAUUCAGGAAAUGAUGAAUUGAAAGGAGAAGCGGCAGCGAAUGAAGAGGAAGAAGAAACUCUGAGAUCUUUACAUUAUAGACUGUCAACACGACGUGGUCGUUGUGAUGAACCAACUGUUUGGACACGAAAUGUUCAUUAUUUCCGCUUAGACGGUAGUACAAAUGCAAGUGAACGUGAAAAACUCAUUAAUAACUUUAAUGAUCCUAAUAAUCCAGCGAAAUUGUUUCUUAUGUCAACUAGAGCUGGUUGCUUAGGCGUCAACUUGAUUGGUGCAAAUCGUGUUGUUGUUUUCGAUGCCUCCUGGAAUCCAUGUCAUGAUUGUCAAGCUGUUUGUCGUGUUUAUCGUUAUGGUCAAGUGAAACCGUGUUAUAUUUAUCGUCUUGUCUCAGAUAAUACAAUGGAGAAGAAAAUCUAUGAUCGUCAAGUAACUAAACAGGGUAUGUCAGAUCGUGUUGUAGAUGAAUUGAAUCCAAGUCAACAGUUUACCCGAUCUCAAGUUGAACUAUUAAUGUCUUUUGAAGAUAAAGACAUGGAGACUAUAACAGAGGAAGACUUAAAACAAUGUGAAGAUAUUAUUCAACCCGAUCCAAUACUUACUGAUGUAUUAAAAAAGCACGCGAAAUGGAUAACAAAACGACCAUUUACCCAUGAAUCUUUAUUGAUUGAUCGUAAAGAUUAUCGUUUAACGCGUGUAGAAAAACGUAUGGCACGUCAACGUUAUGAACAAGAGAAACGCUUGAGUUUAAGUUAUCAACAAGCUCAUUUAUUCCAACUGCAACAAAUGCAAUUAUUACAACAGCAACAACAACAAUUACUUGCCGCUGGAAUUAAUCCUUCACUAGUGGAUACAACUCGCCUAUACAACUCACGUACUCCUAAUAUCCUCUCUCGAAGUACUAUCAAUUAUCGACCUACGUACACUAGUGGUAUGGCUGCUUUGGAUGCUAUGCGUCAAGUUGAUCGACAAGCACGUCUACGAAUGCUACAGAAAGACUUGGAUGAAGCACGUCGACGUUGUGGUUAUGCCAAACCUGAUGGUCUUAACAAGAUCACUGACUCACCUGAAUGUAAAGUGACUCGAAUUGUAGCCAAUACAGAUCUAUUUUUUCCAUCAACAACCAAUUCAACUACUACACAACGUAAAAUACCUAAAGGUGAGGUACUCGAAGUUAUUCAAACUCCAAAGGCGAAAUAUUUACGUAUAAGUCGUACUGGAGAUUUAUUUAUUGUCAAGACUAGUGGAGCAAAUACUACACCAGCUUCAACUACUGAAGCUAAUGCUAGUGCAAGUAGUAGUAGUACUCUACCCGCUAAUAGUCAAGAGAAUUGUACACCCAGUUCUGAUAGUCAAACACAUUCAACAGACCCUGUCAGUGUAUCUGGUCAGAAUUCAUCCGGUCAAUCUGUACAACAGUCUACAGUUAUCAGUAAUAGUAGUAGUAAUACUGUGGGAAUCGGUAACACUGUCCCUUCAUCAUCAUCAUCAUCAUCGUCAUCGGGUUUCACAGGGGAUCCUACUACUGGAAAUUAUGAAAAACACCAGAAUCCUCAAACCCUUCAAAAACGAUCUUAUUCUGAUUCGAAUACUGCCGCCUCUGGAGUAUAUCAUUCACAAAAUAAACCAGAAAUGACUGCCACGAAUCAUCAAUCAAUGACAUAUGGUGCAAAUAAUAAUAAUAAUACUAAUCAACCUUUUAACUAUUCCCAAUCGUAUAAUCGAUCUGAAGGGAAUGUAUUUCAACAACCAACUAAUAAUGUUACCGAAGCAUCGUCGUCGUCUACUACUGUUGCCUAUACCUCACCGAAACGUGCUCAUUCAUCGAAUGAAACAUUCACCUCGUGUGAUUUACGCGGUAAAGAUUCGUCAACUUAUCAAAAUCAAAUGAUGAAUCGACGUGAUAAUAAUAAUAAUAAUAGUAAUAAUAAUAAUAUGAAAAAAGAACAUGGGAAUAGUGGUAUAACUUAUCCUAAUCAUACAUUCUCUUCUCAGGAUCCUUUCCAAUCUCACUUACAACGUGGCGGUCAAUCUGGAGAAGCAUCUUGGCCUUGUUUAACCUGUGGGCGUACAUUAGCUACCGGUUGUACUUGUCGUAUGAAUUCGUUGAACACUCCUGUAAGAAAUACUGCUACUACGAAUGCUGGUGUUUCUAAUCCACCAUCUUCAGUGAAUACUGACACCAAUGUCCAGUCGUCGGCGGUAGCCUCGUCGAGAUUUAGAUCUUUCAAUGAUUGUAAUGCUACUACUACUCCACGUCAAGAGUCUUCAUUUCAUCAAUCCAAUCAUAUGAACAAUUCGAAAAAGAAUUUCCCAUCAACUACAAAUUAUCAAUCAAAUGUUGUUAGUGUUCCGUAUUAUCAGUCACCUCAGAAUGCUCCUCCUCCCCGUCGGCAUCAUCAUCUUCUUCAUCGUCGUCAUCGGCAUCGUCGACAGCCCACCGACAGUUGCAACAACAACAACAACAGCAACAUCAGUAUUUACGUGCAGCUGAAGAUAUUGCACGUCAAUCAGGCUUAACAGCUUCUUCUAAUAACAGUAACAAUCCAGUGAAUGCUUAUCAGUCAAUCUAUCAAAAUCAAUCAAGACUGAGUAGUGGUAAUACUACUACUGAUCCGAAUAUCAGUAGUAGUAGUAAUAGUCAUAAUCCGAAUAGUUUACAAAGUCAUGUAUCAAUGAUGCAAGAUUAUUUUUCACAGUUAACAAAUCAACGUCCAGCGGCAGCACCAGUAGGAGCGGCCGCUGCCGCCGCCAACGCUUCGUUUGAUUUACAACGAUCUCCGUUCAGGGAACAGCAACAACAACAACAACCGCCACAACCAGCACCACCAUCGCAUGCUGUAGCUGCAGCGAUGCAACAAUAUCUAGCGCAUAACAGUCAACACACCACCGGUCACAAUCAUCAGAGUCAUAAUGCUGGUAAUACUCCUACUACUACUCAUAAUAAUAACCAGUUUAAUAAUUCCGCUGUACAAUAUCAACAAUUUCAGUUAGCCGCCGCUGCUAAAGAACAACAGCAACGUCUGCAACAACAACAGCAACAAUUAUUAUUAGAACAACAACGACAGCAGCAACAAUUACAACUCCAACAACAACAACAGCGUCAACAAGCUCAAAAUAUCACUGCACAUAUUGAUCGAAGUUCUGCAUCUGCCUCAACCGCCCCUUCAUCGUCAUCAUCAUCACAUGCUGCUGCCGUGUUCAAUCAUUUGCAUUCACAAGCUUUUCCUAAUUUUCAUUUUCCACAGUUUUAAAAGAAUUUAUGUAUUGUUAUUAAUAUCAGCCCGGUUUUUUUUAGCGGAUUUGAUCUGUUGGUGGUUUGUUCUCCCUUCAGUGGAAUCCUUUUCCCUCCCGCCGCUGUCUCUCCACACAAACACCCACCCACCCCCUCCAACCUGCCACUGUCGAUCAGUCGCAACGUAAACUCUUUCUAUCCAACAGUUUCUUUUUAAAUGUGUAAAGUUAUACAUACCAUGCAACAUUUAUUGAUAUGUGACAAAAUUCUAUUCUCCAUUGUAGUAGUAGUAGUGGUAAAUUUCUUGUCGUUUGUUCCACUGUCUUGCAAUCCUCUGUCUGUCUGUCUGGUUGUGUGUGUUUGUGUACAUAAUUGAAAUAAUCGAAUCGGGAUCUCAUUUCUUAUUUAUUUGUUUUUAUUUUCCUUUGUCUUAUGUUCAAUCCAAUGAAUUAUAAUAUUAUUAUUAUUAUUACUAUUACUAAUAUUGUUAUUCAAUUGAAAGACACAUUUAGACGCAUAUAUAUGUAAACUCUAUUUUGUAUGCGUAAUAUAUGCACAUGUAUGUAUGUAUGUAAACAGUUACUCACCGUUGUAUUAAAUUAGGUGCUUUCAUUUGUCUCAUCCAUCAUCCAUGCAUUCAUCCAUUCCUCAAAGUCCCCGAAUCCCCUUUCCCCCCUUCCGUCCAUCAUCAAUACUCACGUUCCUUUAUUGAUUUAGACUGUUUCAUCAUUGUACUUUUGUUUCUCUCUCUCUCUCUCUCUGUGUGUGUGUGUGUGUUCAUCUCACAAAAAAUAUGUACAGUAAUUAAAUAUUUCUCUUCUUUUUCUUUAAAUAUGAAACAUUUCACUUUGUAAAGUUGUUGUUUGUGCUCCCGACCCAUCCCACCUACCCUAUCCAGCAUCGCUAUUACAAUUCGUGUUGUAGGUGUUUCUUUUUUCAGUUCGUUUGAGGAGUCUGCAUGUGUGUGUGUAUGGUGUGUUUAUCCGAGCAUUGCUGUUGUGCCGCCUGUUGGUGUGUGUCUUCUAUCUAUGCCUGCAACACCACUGUGUUCCAUCUUUCUUGUCAUCUUUGAAUCCUGUUCCAAAGUCCGUCAUUAUCAAGUUCAUAUUGUCAUCACAUUUUUAGAAGAGAAAAAAGUGCUAAUCGUUAUUAUUCAUUCAUCCCUCCAUCCAUCCAUCAGACGCGCUUUUUUUCUUUCUUCUGUUCGCCUUUUUUUUCUCUCUACUGAAUGAGAUGCUGAUGAAAAGGGGUGAUGCAAGCAAACAAUUAUUUGUCAAUUUUUUAAGAAAAUAAUAUUUAUUUACUUAAUUAUUAUUAUUGGUAUUUACUUAUCUAUCUGUUUGAUUGUUUGUUUUGUUUAUUGAUAAUGACUAAAUGAGUGGUACUCAUAUCAUUCAUAGUUUAUUACCCUUUUUGACAACAACAAUAUCAUCAUUAUCGUCGUCAGCAACCGAGGCAACAGCAUUAUUUUCCUUCUUCCCUUUUUUGUGGAUAUUAAUUACCACAGAUAUAUACACAUAUGUGUGUGUGUGUCUGUGAGUGUAGGUAGUUAAACAGACACACGCAUUCAUUUGUUUGAUGAGUAAGUAGUAUGUUAGUGUUAGUAGUAUGACGACGUCGACAAUGCUGAUGGUGAUGAUGAUGAUGAUAAGUUUACGUUUAAAACAACCGUGAAUUUUCCACUGUUGACUAACUGCUUGAAUAAUGAUCUUUACUCAAUAUUAAUAUUAUUAUUAUCAUUAUUAUUACUACCACUAAUAUAAUAAUAUUACCUAUGCAAUCUGUUGUAUACCUCUUCACUACUAUUACUAUUAUUAUUUGAUAAAAUAGAAAUAAUAUUAUUAUGCAUUUAUACUUAUAUUACUUUUUGAUUUAAUGUUAU